AUGGGUGUUGAAAAUGACACAAGCAGCAGGUUGGACAAUCUCUCCGCCGCCUCGCUCCAACCCGGUGAGAACCCGUACUCGGCCUUCAUCAACGCCUGCCACGACGAUCCCGCCGAGAUCCAGCUGCUCUACUCUGCGCACCGUACAAGGCGAAACGCCGCGCAAAGGGACAAGUUCCUCGCCCCCGACUUCGCCGGCCUCUCCAUUGACCAGACCCUCCUGCGGCUGGAGCGUGCGCACGUCGAGCCCGGCUUCGAGGACGAGCGCAACUGUCUGGUGUUUUGGGCGCGGCCGCCCGACCACGUCGAGCGGCUGGCGGCCAAGUUGCAGCAUCUGCUGAGGAGAGCUGCCCCGGGGAUAUGGCUGAUGCCCACGCACCGGAUGCACAUGACGACGCUGGAGGUGGCCUUUUCCAAGACCGCCGCGGAGAUGGGGGGACUGGUGUCCGCGCUGCGGCCCAGCAUCCCGGGCAUCGUGUCGUGGACGCACCUCCACCGCGCGCGGCUCGUCAAGCCCAUGGUGUCGUAUGACACGUCUGCCUUUGCUGUGUCUUUCCUGCCGGCGUCGGGGGAGGAGGCGCUGUCGCCGGGCCCGACGCGCCCCGACGCCCCGGCUGACGAUGUCGUCCAGGGCGACGGGUACACGUAUCACCACCUCCGGCGGGACGUGUUUGGCAAAGUCUGCGAGGCCGGGGUGCAGGUCGGCUCGCGCUACCAGGUGCCCAGCGCUCACGUCACGCUGGGCCGGUUCUUGGACGAGGCCGAUCAUGACACGCCGGAGAAGAGGGCCGCGUGGGUGGCUGCUGUUGACGACGUGAACGCCUGGUUGGAGAGGGAGGUGUGGGACAGGAAGGACGCCGAGUAUAUCGGUGAAUGGGUCGUUGGCCACGAGAAGGGCUUGGAUGCGAGGACUGGCACGCUGUGGUAUGGCGGUGGGAGGACUAUUUUGCUGGGCGAGGGAUUCUAG
Metarhizium brunneum ARSEF 3297 is the source of this 966-nucleotide messenger RNA. RefSeq lists its product as uncharacterized. The record is from RefSeq and is a predicted model, not a curated record. NCBI's taxonomy places the organism in Eukaryota, Fungi, Ascomycota, Sordariomycetes, Hypocreales, Clavicipitaceae.